Parastagonospora nodorum SN15 is the source of this 513-nucleotide messenger RNA. RefSeq lists its product as hypothetical. The coding region runs from base 1 to 513 and encodes 170 amino acids. The transcript has 5 exons. The record is from RefSeq and is a predicted model, not a curated record. Lineage: Eukaryota; Fungi; Ascomycota; Dothideomycetes; Pleosporales; Phaeosphaeriaceae.
AUGUCCUUCAGGAAAAUGCCUCCCAAAAAGCGUACCAGUAAGAACACUGCCGCACCGCCAUCGCGCUCACCAUCGCCGGGUCCAGAUGAAGAAGAAGGACCUCCAGCAUCUAGUUAUGAAGCGGAUGCUCAUGCUGCGAUGAACAUCCAGCAGUCUGUGGCACAGUUGCUUGGUGCACAAACUCUCACAAUCGUUAACCAGGGCGAUCUCACAUGUCGUGGCUGGGCUUGGCCUCCAGUCACCGAGACUGAUGGCAUCAAGCGGCCUCGUCGCGUGCUGCUGAUCUGCUCGCGUGAGACAGGCGCACAUCUAAAUGUUGCGCAAGUUUUGUUAGAGAGUGUAGUCCUCGGCGCUCGGUGGAUGCAUCUCCACCAUAACGUGGAUUUUGCUGAGUUGAUGGUAUUCCAUGUCAACAAUCAGAAUAGCCAGAAAGAGGUCCCCGCUCGUCCACGUGGGCGUACAGCUCAGAAAUGGGCGAAUUUUCAUGACUUCCUGUGCCGUCAACUAGAGUAA